GCCAGGAGCCGAGCCGUCUCCGCAGGUCCGGCAGGUGCACGGGCACCGCCGGCUGACCCAGCCGAGCCAGAGCCGGAGGGGCCUCUGGCAGCCCCUUUUAGGCGGCCACGGGCCUCGACACCCGUGCCGCGCUUCGCACCCGCUCCUCGCGACCGCGCGGGUGGUGUGGCGGAGGUUUUGGGGCAGGGCCUGGCGGAGGGCGGCUUCCAGCCACCGGCCCGGGUGCCGGCGCGGUCGCGUGCGAGCAGUGUGGCGAUGUCCAGAAGAGAUGCGGGUAGCUGA
Molecule: messenger RNA, 282 nt
Organism: Symbiodinium sp. CCMP2456
Lineage: Eukaryota; Dinophyceae; Suessiales; Symbiodiniaceae
Source: the annotation of a GenBank genome assembly